AUGGUUCAUGAGAAGGAAAUCGGUGACGAUGUCGAGCGGAUAAGGCUAACAAGAAAUAAUUUAGUACACAGAAUUGACUGCAAUGUGACGGAUAUAGAAUUUAACGAAUUUUUUGAUGAGUUUAUUGAACUUGGAAGGAGAAUAGAUGUCUAUCUGGGAAAGCAAAGCAAUGUAGGCUUUGAAAAAGACAUUAUGUAUUUCAAAACAUGCCCAAUGGAUGAGUAUCUACAAUGGAAGUACAUAAGGGCCAUAGAGGAAAUAGCAUGUCUUAAAGAGAAAGCCAGAUUGUAUAUCAAUAAGUUAGUGUUUCGUGUUUAUUACGGAACAGCAAUAGAGGAUCUCAUAAGAGAUAUUAAAGAUGAAACAGAGCGGGUUUUUAAAAUUGGAAAUAUACUAGAGAUCGAUUCUAUAGCAGACAUGAAUAUAAUUCUGACAGCUGAUGAAGAUGGCUUUGAGUGUAAUGAUUUCGAGAUAACAGAAGAAAUAUAUUCUAGUCCAGAUGGAAAACAUUCUCUUUUAAUAGAUUUAGAGGUCAGCAAUGAUGUAUUAAGGACUGAUGCCAUCUUUCAAGAGACAAUAGGGGCACAAUGCCCAAUAAAGAACUCUACAGACGACAGCAGUAAAGAAAAAACGGAAAAUGACAAAACUCCGACAUAUGAAUCUCCAGACGACAGCAGUGAAGAAGCAAUUGAAAAUGACAAAACUCCGACAUGUAAAUCUGAAACUGAGCUUUUGAGUGAGUUGGGAUUAGAAAUGUAUUACCCUGAUAAGAUAGCUUUAUUUGAUAUUGUAAAGAUCCAACCAAGUCAUUCUAACAUUAAGCUUAGUAAUAUACCAUGGGUAUUUUUAGAGAAUAUAAUUUCUUUGAACUAUAAUGCUCGCGAUGAAAUUUUAGAAGAACAGUUAAAACAAUCAAAAUGUGUUCCUGAUGAAUUAAAUAAACAGGUUGACUUUUUAGAUAAUUUACUUGGAAGUGAUGCACUACUAACUAGAGUGAAUCCAAUUGAUUUGACCGUAGCUAUAUUCAAUUGUUGUUCUCCAGUAGUCAAACAGAUUGUUGCCUCAAAAAUGUUCAUGUGUCGUCUUGCAAUUCCCUUUGUCUUUCCGCAAUGCAGAAACGAAGCCAUGUUAGUAUCUAUUUGGCCUAUUAGACAAAUUGUAAUAGAGAGAGAACUAUCUCAUAUUGGUGCUGUUGAUUGCCCUUGUAAUGUUGUGUCAUUUGUUCGAAUUGGGUAUACGUCAGUUUCGAAGUCCAGAAUGAUUAAUGAGAUAAUUUCAAACCAGUAUCAUUGUACAUUCGUCAACAAAGACAGCCCUCUUGGUUCAACUACAAGAUGGAUAAGCAAUGGAUUGGUUGAAAUGGCCUGGUAUAUACCAUCAACGAACAGUGGACUUCUUUCUAAUGUCACUGCCUGUCUAAAUCUAAGAGGUGAUUGUGAUGUACAUAGACCACAGCUCCAUUUUAUGUCACAUUUAUCAGAUGCUAUUGUCAUUAUGGUUGAUAUUUAUGAAAUGAAGAACACGCGAUUUAUGGAGCUAAUUACAGAAGUUUACAACACAAACGUGAUGGUCAUUUUGUCCAUUGAUGCUACCCGGUGUAAUAAAGAGGUGCUGACAAAAGAAUUAAAAGCGUUCUUAAGUAGAACAUCCAUGUAUGAGACCCGAACAAAAAUAAAUAUCAUGACAGUGAACGGUAUUGUAAGAAAUAUGUCUGACGUAAAAAAAGAAAUGAGAAAUAUCAUUUCUGAAUUGGUAUCAAAGCGUCCAUUGUUAUCUCUCUGGCAGAGGGUGCAAGCAGAUGUGUGUGAAGAGAUGAAUUUAGACGAAAACAAGAUUGUAUACAGUGCUAUGAAAGAAGCGGCUGACCAAAUAACAAGCUUUAUUCCAAACAUGUCUUCGAGCAUUAAAGCACAGCUCUUACCCCUCCAGGGUGUGCCUUGGAAAGAAUGGAGCCAGAAUUUAAAAACGGUCAACAAAUCGUCGAAGUACAAAGAUAUGCAAGAAAAUGGUCUCAUCAGAAAUAAAAUGAUCGAAGCCAGACAAUCGCAGUUUCAUAUUUGUGAAAAUCUCGGUCCUUUCAUGAGCAUGUUUAUUGAUAAAAUACUACAGAUUUUACCAUACGAAAAAGAAACUAAAGUGUUUGUUGUUUGGUUGAAGAUAUUUUUUGAUGAACGAUCGCAGCAUAUUCUACCCGAAUAUCUCGAAAAAUACAAGUCAAAAUGGCAGGAAUUGAAAUCUGCUCAAGACCAAAACGACUCUAAAGAAACAAUUGAUAGAUUGCAACUUCAGCUCAGUGAACGUGAAUAUGAAUUAGCGGAAGCUUCUUUUGGAUUUGAACAUUUAUGCCGCGAAAUGGGCCAAAUGUACGAAGCUAUGAUGGAGAGUAACCUACCGACACCCGUUAAAUAUCAAACAAUUAAAUCUGCAUUACCGCAUAUUAGCGCAAAACUUCUACUGAUGGGACAUCCUUUUGAAGUAAUGGACGGGGAUACAGCAAAUGUACCACUUCUUUGGGUUAAAGCAGUUUUGAAAACUUUAAGGGAAAGCAUAGGAGACAAAAAGCUUAUGGCAUUGUCCGUUUUAGGGAUACAGAGUUCUGGAAAGUCGACUUUAUUGAACGCAAUGUUUGGUUUGCAGUUUGCUGUUGGCACAGGACGUUGCACACGAGGUGUGUUUAUGCAACUUGUACCAGUUUUAGACAACACAAAAGCUUAUGACUAUGUGCUUGUUAUAGAUGCUGAAGGUCUUCGAGCUCCACAACUAGCACAUGCAAAGCGCAGUCAUGACAACGAGCUUGCUACAUUUGUGGUUGGAUUAGGUGAUGUUACGAUAGUCAAUGUGAAGGGAGAAAAUACAGAAGAAGUACAAGAUGUUUUACAGAUUGUUGUUCAUGCCUUUCUCAGACUAAAACUCGCAAAUGAACGACUGAACCUGAAACCAAAGUGUGUGUUUGUUCACCAAAAUGUCUCAUCUCCGGAUGCCAAUGAUAAGUUAACACAACAAAGAACAAGUUUUGUAAGAACUUUGGAUACAAUGACGCUAGCGGCAGCAAGGGUAUUAAAUAUUGCAGACACCAAUUCUUUCAGACAAGUUAUCAAUUUUGAUAGCGAGACAAAUGUUUGGUAUUUUUCCGAUCUGUGGUAUGGUGAUCCGCCAAUGGCUCCGGUUAAUCCGGGUUACAGUACAAGUGUAAAUAGAGUUAAAGACGCAUUGUUCUUUGAUUCAUCAUUCACGCAGAGAGGAACAUAUUUUACAAUUACUGAUACCAUUUCACGAAUUGAAGAUUUAUGGAACGGUAUUUUAAAAGAUGACUUCGCUUUCAGCUUUAGAAACAGCUUAGAAGUAAAAGCGUAUAACAGUUUGGAAAGACAAUGCCACAAUCUCACAUGGAUAUUAGAAAAGUACGUUCUGGAAUUUGUCAAGUCUGAGGCAAAAAGCAUGCUUAUAAACUGUCUGAAUGAUCAUGAAUUAGAAAAUGCUUUUCGAAAGAUUGUUGCUCAGGUUGCCAGUGAAAUAGAAAAACAAGUGAAAAUUUCGUGCAACGAACUAGAUUCGUUUGUUGAACGAAGUACAUUGAAAGAUGUCAUGUUGCAGUGGACCGAAAGUAAGAAAACUAGUUUCAUACUUUCAGAAAGAAAUCUUGUCCUCAAAGCAGAAUCUAAUAUUAGAAAUAUUAAAGAAGAAAUAAAAAUUCAGAGAUUGAAAUCAAGAGAGAAGACGAAUCACGAAAUGAAAAUAAACGAACUUGCGAGAAAUCUUGCAGUCGAAAUGCAGGGAACAAUUCCUGAAAGAGAUAAAUUAGAAGAAAACUUUAAUCAUUUCUGGAGUUCGUGGAUUAAUCAGUUGGGUAUAAAAGAUGACACCGAGGUUUUGUCUAUUGCCGAUCAGAUUAAAUUCCUGUUACAUAACAAAUUCUCAUCUGAUGCAGCAUUCUUUAACGCCAACCCAUCAUGUGAACGUUUCAGAAAACUUGAAGGAAGUAUAAGCUCGCAUCAAAUACUAACGGAACAUUUCAGUCGACAUAAUUAUUUGGGGGUAUUUGGAAAAGAGACUCCCGACAAGUGCAGGAAUCAAACUGUGGACAUAACUAAUCAAACAUUCCGAAAAAUCGAUUCAAUGUUGUUGGAACUCGAUUCACAAGAUAUUAGGUUCGACAUUUCAUAUGUGACAGAAAUAAUGAAUAUAAUCGUGAAUGACAUCGAUGAUCAUAAUGAUCACACCAGGAAUAGCUACAGAUUUAAUUUCCUUCCACCGUUUAGGGCUAUGAUUGUGAAUCAUGUUGCUGUGCAUGUUUCAUUUUUUUUUACAAAAUUAAAUGAAAGGUACAAUAGAAAACACAGCCCUAAAGGUCAGAUGGAAAGUUACAAAGGAACUGCAUUGGCUUUGUUUAUAAACUUAGUAGAACAAAAGACGGAAGACGUAAUAGCUGCUGGGUUCUUUAAGGAAGCAAUAAUAAAAGCGGUGGUUGAACAUGUUACUGAACUGUUGCCAAUAGAUGUCCAAGAACAUAUUUUGGUCUUGUUCGGCAAUGCAAAAUUUAGUUUAAUGAAAGAUAUUAUGGUAUACUUAGCAAAUGCUGAAAAAUAUGAAGAGUAUAUAGAAUACAUUCACGAUCCAACCACUUUCGCAAAAUCGUGGAUAACAAAACUCACCAAUGACGUAAUGUUCGAACGUAAGGGAAAUGUCGAGACAAAAUAUGCGCAUUUGGCAAAAAGUAGAGUACAUAAGAUAUUUCGUCACUUGUUUGAAAGAAUACAAGUAGCCAAUGAAAACUGCUCUCAACUAGGACAGUCUACUGUUAAACACUGGAUCGCAAUCUUUAUGAAUCAUGUUGGGGAAUCUAAUUAUCUACCAUUGUCAAAUGACAUUCUAAUACAUGUCCAAACUAGAAAAGUUUCAGAUAUAAAAAAUUUCACGGAAAUGGUACUCGAUGCAUUGAAAGAUACAGAAAGUUUAGUCUUAAAGAAUUUCCAGACUACGAUUGCAAGUACCGUGCAGUGGAAUGAAAAUCCUAUACCCCAAAUUAUGAACCGUUUGUGGGGAUGUGAGGCAAAAUGUAUGUUCUGCUACGAGCCAUGUAAAAAUACUGAUAAGGAUCAUGUCAGCCUUGGGUUUCCACACCAGUGUAUACAACACCGACCUAUGGGAAUCCGGGGAUUCGCCUGGGCUGGGACAGACAAAUUUAUAGUCGAUUUUUGCAAUUACAGCAUAACAACAGAAAAAACAUACAAAUGGCACGAAAAUGAUGAAAAGGAGGAAUGGAAAUACUAUAAAGAUUACAAGGAAUCUCAUAAAGACUGGGAUAUUUUACCAUCGUCUGAUGUUUCAAAAUACUGGAUGUGGGUUGUUUGUAAAUAUCAGCAAGAAUUUGCAGAAAUGUAUGGCUUCAAACUCCCAGAUAUACCAGCACAUUGGUGGAGCAUUACCAAAGAAACAGCAAUAGAGAGUAUAUCAAGCACCUCAUAA
Messenger RNA from Mytilus trossulus (common blue mussel), 5466 nucleotides. Its product is annotated as interferon-induced very large GTPase 1-like. The record is from RefSeq and is a predicted model, not a curated record. Lineage: Eukaryota; Metazoa; Mollusca; Bivalvia; Mytilida; Mytilidae. The coding region runs from base 1 to 5466 and encodes 1821 amino acids. Gene Ontology annotation, molecular function: GTP binding. The transcript is spliced from 5 exons.